Erigeron canadensis is the source of this 1405-nucleotide messenger RNA. RefSeq names its product phosphatase IMPL1, chloroplastic. Gene Ontology annotation, biological process: signal transduction; inositol metabolic process; phosphatidylinositol phosphate biosynthetic process. The record is from RefSeq and is a predicted model, not a curated record. Bases 117 to 1280 code for a protein of 387 amino acids. Gene Ontology annotation, molecular function: inositol monophosphate 1-phosphatase activity. The transcript is spliced from 10 exons. NCBI's taxonomy places the organism in Eukaryota, Viridiplantae, Streptophyta, Magnoliopsida, Asterales, Asteraceae.
CUUCUAGUCACGCCUACACACCCACCCAUUCUAGUUAACAAAAGUACAAAACAAUUAGUAUACUGUACUAAACAAUCGUUCAACAGGACAACUCAAUUACCGGAAACCAAAACACAAUGACAACAUCUCUAAUCUCAUCAUCAUCAUCAUCACCAUCAUCAUUGUCAUUACCAUUAUCAACAUCAAAAAAUAGAAUUUAUAAUAGUUCAACACAAUUCAAUAAUAAUAAAACCCCCAAUUCAUUUAUUCAUCCUCCAACCAUCAAACCCAGCACCUGUUUUUCUUCAAAAUCAACAAGAUUCUUAUCAUUUUUACCUUCCAAAACAAUUAUAAAAGCAGCAGCAACAGCUGAAGUGGUAUCAGAAAUCCCAUAUCCGAAAAUUGGGGCCCAGACAGUUGGUCCCACUAUUUCAUCUGACCAUCUUCUUCAAAAUGUUCAACUUGCUGCCCAAACCGGUGCUCAGGUUGUCAUGGAAGCUGUAAGCAAGCCUAGGAAUAUUAGCUAUAAAGGACUCACUGAUUUGGUUACCGACACAGAUAAAAUGAGUGAGGCGGCCAUUCUUAGUGUUGUGAGAAAGAAUUUCCCGGAUCACCUUAUUCUAGGAGAGGAGGGAGGGGUGAUUGGCGAUUCCUCUUCUGAUUAUCUUUGGUGCAUCGAUCCGUUGGAUGGGACGACAAACUUUGCUCAUGGAUAUCCCAGCUUUGCAGUCUCAGUUGGAGUGCUCUUUAAAGGAAAGCCAGCUGCUGCUGCUGUGGUGGAGUUUGUUGGAGGCGCCAUGUGCUGGAACACACGAACAUUCUCUGCAGUUUCUGGUGGAGGUGCAUUCUGUAAUGGACAAAAGAUACAUGUUAGUCAGACAGACAAUGUUGCACGAUCUCUACUUGUGACUGGGUUUGGAUACGAACAUGAUGAUCCAUGGGCUACCAACAUGAACUUAUUCAAAGAAUAUACUGACAUCAGCCGGGGUGUGCGAAGACUGGGUGCAGCUGCUGUAGAUAUGUGUCACGUUGCUCUUGGCAUUGUAGAAGCAUACUGGGAAUAUCGUCUAAAACCUUGGGAUAUGGCUGCUGGUGUUUUGAUAGUUGAAGAAGCUGGCGGGGCAGUUUCUCGUAUGGAUGGUGGAAAUUUUACGGUGUUUGACAGAUCACUAUUGGUUUCAAAUGGUGUAUUGCAUUCUAAGCUUCUAGAGAAAAUUGGACCUGCUACAGAGGAACUAAAAGGCAAGGGAAUCGACUUCUCUUUAUGGUACAAGCCAGAUGAUUAUAACACAGAAGUAUAAUUAACAUCGCGUAUUGCUGUCACUAUAUGUUCUAGUUUUCUUUUUUCUUUUUGUUUUACACUUGCUUUCUGAUCCUCCUAUGCUACACAAAUCAAUAAUCCAAUAAGCACACUUAUUCUGAGUCA